AUAGCGAACGAUAGCAGCCUUGCAGGAGUGUAAAAGACCUUAAGAUGUCUUGUAAUGGCAGUACGGAGGAGGUUUUGCAGCAGGUCAACCAAUUUUGGUCGAUGCUGGACGAUCUGUGUGUAAACGACCCGGCAGCUUACCGCAGGUUGAUGGAGAAGCAGCUGAAGGAAGGAGCUGAGCUCAGGCCUGAGCUGCACUCAUGUCUCUGCACUCAAACACUGGAACCAAAACCAGGCUUGCUGUACAUUAACAUAUGCAGCUGGAAACGUGUGCCUGCGCCUCAGGAUCCAAACAGCACUUUACCAGUGUGUGCCGGACAAUUGGUAACAGGCACAAAUGAAGGUCAAGGCUGGUAUGCUGUGUUGGAUGUGGCCUUAAAUCCUACGGUGCUGCAGGAGACUGAGGAAGAUAAAUCUGACAUUAAAGAGAUCUAUAUGCAGGCCUUGAGCUUUGCCCAGCAGCAGCAUGGAAUGCAGAUAUCUCAAGAGUACAGAGUCGUUAAUUGUGGCCCAAAGAGUAGUCCAGAUGAAAUACACCAUCGGCUUGGGUUUCAAAAGGGAUCCAAGACUUCCAAACAACCAGAAAAAGUCAGUCAUAGUCCUGCUGCCUUGCUGCAGGAGAUCUCAUCUCUACGAUCAAAAGAACAAGACGAGGACUCAGCAGCCCAAAUGAUCUUUACACCUGCAGAGAGGCAAAAAAAGGAUUUGAUCCAGGUCAUAUCCACCACUUUUGUGGGGCCUCAGAGGCCAGAGUACCAACUUGAGGUGAAGACUGAUACAGAAGGAGCUCCUUGUGCUAUGGAGCUGACGGUGGAGCUGCCAAAGAUCCGCUCCAUGUCAGAGUGCCAGUUAAGAGUGUCCAAGGAGGAUGUCUUGCUGGAAGUGGAAGAUAUUUACUAUUUGAUUGUGGAGUUUCCAAAAACUGUAAAUGAGGAUACUGCAUCUGCCAUCUUCAGCAAGAAGACACGAAGGCUUCAGUUGAAGGUGGAUCUUGUGUGAUCAUUGCCUCCAUUGAAAAACAAAAUGUACACAGAAGUGACACCGUCACUGACAAUAUCUCUGAUAACAAAAACAAACAUGCAAUGCAAUGUGACAAGCAUUGGGAGCGCUAUAUAAAGUGGAGUGACCAGUGCUCUGCUGUUUCAAAAGAAAAAUAUUUUGCGAGACAAAUGCAUAACAUUGUCAAUUUGUUCCAUGUGGGCUGAUUUGCAGCUACAAAUUUAAUUUGUAGCACAGCCCACCCACUCCCCCCCAAAAUUAAUGGACUUUAAUUAGAAUUUGUGGACUCUGUUUACUGUGUGGGUGUGUGAGUGUAGGUGUAUAAUGGUUGUGAGCUGGUGAACAGGGCCAUUACUGUAUGCAGGAGGGAAUAAUUGUCAACAAAAUGAUCCAUGCAAUAAUUUAUGUUUAUUAAAACAUCAAAAGUGAUGCAGAACAUCAACAUUACUGUUUGGCAAUAUGGCACGUGAAAAUUGUCAGUAAACACUUUCUUGAGGUUUGAUCACUAUGCAGUUUAUAGCUUUUUAUGUAAAAACUAACAAUUCAUUAUCAUUUGUAGCUUCAAAUAUCACAUUACUGACCAUUAAAUUGAAGUUCAACAUAUCAAUAAGCUACAAAUACAAGUUAAUAUGAUUCCCAUUAAACAAAGCAUUUUUCAAAUGUUAAAUUUCUUGGUUUGAAACAUUCAUUUUUUAAAACACAGCUGCGUAUUGAAAAGCAUUUUCUUCAUUGGUCCCCGUUAAUAACAGACUAGUUUUUUUUGUUGUUGUUUUUUUGUGGCAUCACGUGUAUUUUCGUUGAUUUCUGGUCCAGUGAUAUAUGCAGAGGUUUGUAGUGGUGAUCUCUGGUUUUUGGGGGUCUACCUCCGCUCUCCGUGGUCCUCCUCCACCCACGCCACAAUCUUUCCCUCCCAGCCGGGCACAACUGCUCCAUCCUGAAACACCUGCACAGCCAACAUCCAGCAUUUUCAUACUUAAAGAGACUUGCCUUUAAAAUGUACAACUCAAACUGAAAUUGAAAAUAGCUAUUCAGUCCUUUCAAAUGUUCUGAAAUGGCGAUGAGUCACCCCACGGUGUUUUGAAAAUAGAA
This is a messenger RNA of Cololabis saira (Pacific saury), 2087 nucleotides long. RefSeq names its product PIH1 domain containing 2 (gene pih1d2). The transcript is spliced from 5 exons. Bases 45 to 998 code for a protein of 317 amino acids. Gene Ontology annotation, cellular component: cytoplasm; ribonucleoprotein complex; R2TP complex. Gene Ontology annotation, biological process: box C/D snoRNP assembly; rRNA processing. Lineage: Eukaryota; Metazoa; Chordata; Actinopteri; Beloniformes; Belonidae. The record is from RefSeq and is a predicted model, not a curated record.